Molecule: messenger RNA, 2267 nt
Organism: Phodopus roborovskii (desert hamster)
Lineage: Eukaryota; Metazoa; Chordata; Mammalia; Rodentia; Cricetidae
Gene: Stk38l
Product: serine/threonine kinase 38 like
Exons: 13
Coding region: 16-1413 (465 amino acids)
Biological process (GO): intracellular signal transduction; peptidyl-serine phosphorylation
Molecular function (GO): protein serine/threonine kinase activity; ATP binding
Source: RefSeq, a predicted model, not a curated record
UCAGUUCCUGUUACUAUGGCAAUGACAGCGGGGGCAGCAACCACCUUUCCUAUGAGCAACCAUACCAGGGAGAGAGUGACAGUGGCCAAGCUCACACUGGAGAACUUUUACAGCAACCUGAUUUUACAGCAUGAAGAGAGAGAAGUCAGGCAGAAGAAAUUAGAAGUGGCCAUGGAAGAAGAAGGAUUGGCGGACGAGGAGAAAAAGUUACGCCGAUCACAACAUGCUCGAAAAGAAACAGAGUUCUUGCGGCUCAAGAGGACCAGACUUGGCCUGGAUGACUUUGAGUCCCUGAAGGUUAUAGGGAGAGGAGCUUUCGGAGAGGUGCGGCUGGUCCAGAAGAAAGACACGGGGCACAUCUAUGCCAUGAAGAUCCUGAGGAAAGCGGACAUGCUUGAAAAAGAGCAGGUGGCUCAUAUCCGAGCAGAAAGAGACAUUUUGGUGGAAGCAGACGGUGCCUGGGUGGUGAAGAUGUUCUACAGUUUUCAGGACAAGCGGAAUCUCUAUCUGAUCAUGGAAUUUCUUCCUGGAGGGGACAUGAUGACGUUGCUGAUGAAGAAGGACACCUUGACAGAAGAAGAGACACAGUUCUACAUCUCAGAGACUGUCUUGGCCAUCGACGCAAUCCACCAGCUGGGCUUCAUCCACCGGGACAUCAAGCCGGACAACCUUUUACUGGAUGCCAAGGGACAUGUAAAAUUAUCUGAUUUUGGUUUGUGCACGGGGUUAAAGAAAGCGCACAGGACUGAGUUCUAUAGAAACCUCUCGCACAACCCGCCGCCAAGCGACUUCUCGUUUCAGAACAUGAACUCCAAGCGGAAAGCAGAGACGUGGAAGAAAAACAGGAGGCAGCUGGCAUACUCCACAGUCGGAACGCCAGACUACAUUGCUCCGGAAGUCUUCAUGCAGACCGGCUACAACAAGCUGUGUGACUGGUGGUCCUUGGGAGUGAUCAUGUAUGAAAUGCUAAUAGGCUUCCCACCUUUCUGCUCCGAGACACCUCAGGAGACAUACAGAAAAGUUAUGAGCUGGAAGGAGACGCUGGUGUUUCCUCCAGAAGUGCCGGUCUCUGAGAGAGCCAAGGACUUGAUUCUCAGAUUUUGUACUGACUCUGACAACAGAAUUGGGAAUGGUGGUGUGGAAGAGAUCAAAGGUCAACCCUUCUUUGAGGGUGUGGACUGGGGGCACAUAAGGGAAAGGCCGGCAGCCAUCCCUAUAGAAAUCAAGAGCAUUGAUGACACCUCAAACUUUGAUGACUUCCCUGAGUCUGACAUCUUACAGCCAGCGCCGAACACCACAGAGCCCGGCUACAAAUCCAAAGACUGGGUUUUCCUCAAUUACACCUAUAAAAGGUUUGAAGGGCUGACGCAGCGCGGCUCCAUCCCCACAUACAUGAAAGCUGGGAAGUUAUGAGUGGCGGUCACAGUCACCCACCGCCAAAACUCAGGUAGCGGCAUCUCCAGGCUGGACAUUCCCGAGGACGCUGGCGCUCCCCCGCCGGAGGGACUUCCACAGGGUCGGAUUCUGAGAAUACUACGGGGAAUGUUCGGCUUUCCUUCCUUUUUUUUUUUUUUUUUUUUUAAAUAUUUUAUUAUUUGCAUUAACUUUAUCAUACAAAGGUACUGGACGUCCCCUCCUAUCUGCACGGUCUGCGCGCAUGCUGAGGCCCAUCCUGCACACGUGCGGAGCUGCCAACCGCAACACUAAUCCAGCCAGAGCUGCAUAGCACCGACCGCGCCGUGGCAGCCCACGGUCCUCACCCUUGGGGUCCCUGCUUCGCUGCACAGCUCGUGGGUCUUGAAUCAGUAAAAAAAAAAAAAAAAAAAAAAAAAAAAAAAAAGCCAUGUGUAGCCGCUGUUAGAACCCUCGCCCUGUCGGUUUGGACACUGUAGGCUCUACGUGAAGACAGUCUCUGUGACAGUCCUGAGGAGCUGACUUCAGCGUUACGAAUUUCCCGUAAGAGAGGGGAGGUGGGCUUCUGCUUCUGCCAGGGUGAGGACAUGUCUCGCCUUCUUCACUCCAGCAUCUUCCAAGGCUGACUUCGCUGAGAAGUAGGGACGGCUGCUUUUUUAGACACACAGAGAGGUGUACCACUGUGUUUGAGCAAAUGUCACUUAUUUUUCUUGUGACACAAGGACUCCUUUUAUAGUAAGAGGACAGGCAUUAUUUUAACUGGGUGAUGGUGAGUUGCGUUUCAGAAAUGGCCAUGAAAGCUGCUUGUAGAGCCUAGUGUAUUUUUAUUAAACUAUUUUUUUUUAAAUGUCGAA